AUGUUGACUCCCGCGACGACAGCAACGCGCCUCGGCGUCCUGGCCACCCGCGGCCUCAAGCUGCAGGUCGCAUUCUUGAGAGGGGCAGCAGCCUGCCAAUACUCCUCGUUAGCAUCCCGACAGUCCACCAUUCGUAGCGCCAAGUCGGUUCCUUCCAUCGUAACCAGAUUAAUUGCCAGAAAGCCUGCGUGCAACCAAUCGUGCCAAGUUUUCGCCCGCGGCUAUGCUUCUACUACGGCUUCCGGUGCCUCGGGCUCCUCUACUCAACCUCUCGACUGGAACACCUUUUUCACCCUGCGCAAGACGCGGCGCCGCUUCCAGAUCGUCAGCGGCAUCUUGACGAUGGCGAUAGGUGGCACAGUAGGUGCCAUCUUACUUUUGAAUAUGGAUCUGGACUGGCUGUUGACCAAGGUCCCAAUGGACCCUUUCCUCGCGCUGGGUAUAGUGACUCUGAGCUUCGCGGGGCUAGGCUGGCUGGCAGGGCCGAGUGUAGGCUCAGCGCUUUUCUACACGUUCAAGAAAGGCGUCAGGAAGCCGAUGGAACUUAAGGAAUCCGAGUUCUUCUCGCGCAUCAAGAAGAACCGAGUGGAUCCUAGCAAUAGCUCGUUGAGCGGUAAUGCUGUCCCCGAUUUCUACGGCGAGAAGAUCUCGAGCGUGGCAGGCUACAGGCAAUGGUUGAAAGACCAAAGAGCAUUCAACAAGAAGCGAACAAGCUUCGUCUGA
Molecule: messenger RNA, 723 nt
Organism: Daldinia caldariorum
Lineage: Eukaryota; Fungi; Ascomycota; Sordariomycetes; Xylariales; Hypoxylaceae
Product: Pam17-domain-containing protein
Exons: 2
Coding region: 1-723 (240 amino acids)
Biological process (GO): protein import into mitochondrial matrix
Cellular component (GO): PAM complex, Tim23 associated import motor
Source: RefSeq, a predicted model, not a curated record